AUGAUCAUUACAGAAGCCUUCCUAGGAGUGGCCUUCAUCUCUCUGACCGUACCGGAGGAAAUUGCAGGCUAUCGAAAGGCAGGGAUUUUUGAGUGGACUAUUGCAUUCCUGGGGACUAUCUAUCUUUGGUUAUUUUGUGGGUUCCUCGACCGAACCAAUUUCGACGGCUACGUCCCAAGCAUGCUUUAA
Molecule: messenger RNA, 189 nt
Organism: Aspergillus bombycis
Lineage: Eukaryota; Fungi; Ascomycota; Eurotiomycetes; Eurotiales; Aspergillaceae
Exons: 2
Coding region: 1-189 (62 amino acids)
Source: RefSeq, a predicted model, not a curated record